Molecule: messenger RNA, 471 nt
Organism: Aspergillus ibericus CBS 121593
Lineage: Eukaryota; Fungi; Ascomycota; Eurotiomycetes; Eurotiales; Aspergillaceae
Exons: 2
Coding region: 1-471 (156 amino acids)
Source: RefSeq, a predicted model, not a curated record
AUGUGGCAGUGCCACCGAUCGUCUUGGUCUCUAGACAAGCCUUUCUUCCGAGCAGCAUCGUGCGUGGAUGGAACCAUCCCGCUGGAAAGAAUGGGAGAGGAACAGGAACAGAAAAGCAGGUAUGGGCAACUCCCUGGUACAUCCUCACCAUUUCCGUCUUGCCGCUGCCGUUUUGACCUCUCACGGGCGCUUCCGGUCAGAGGGGUGGGGCGUCUGCUUAUUGCGAUUCUCAUGGACGGCUCACUCGAUGCGCGCAUCCCCGGGUCGAUGCACCCGGAAGAUGUCCUUGUUCACAUUGUUGGUCUCAUCUGUUUCGCUAUUGGAACCCUGCUACGUCGGUCUCUUCUCAGACGGCGCUCCAUCCCUGAAUCAUCCCGGAUGGCAGCCAUAAUACAUAACGAAUGGGAUGCAGCCUACCGGAGCCGGCGGGCCUCCGCCAAGAUGCCAAGAGCGCAACCUGCUGGGCGGUAA